Trypanosoma rangeli is the source of this 375-nucleotide messenger RNA. RefSeq lists its product as uncharacterized. Lineage: Eukaryota; Euglenozoa; Kinetoplastea; Trypanosomatida; Trypanosomatidae. The transcript has a single exon. The record is from RefSeq and is a predicted model, not a curated record. The coding region runs from base 1 to 375 and encodes 124 amino acids.
AUGGAGAAUAUGGAAUGCUCGACGCAAUAUUCUUGUUUGCCUCAAGGCGCGUUACUGUUGCCAUGUUUGAGAACAAUACCAACUUUUCGCUCCUUCCUUUCUCCUUAUUUGGGGGCAGCUUGCGUCACGUGUGUUACCGCUGAGGGAUCACAGGCGGCAGAUGUUCUCUGCUUGUUACCCCUUAACCCAACAUCGGUUACUGAAAUGAAAGACGUGAUAGUUCCCAUGGAUUCAUCAUUGCUUGUUUAUAGCGCGUUCUCGGGUGCCAAUUGUGGCACUGAUUUUGGAGGUGAUGAAAGUCAUUAUGAUUGUCCAUAUUUCGCCUACAAUAAUGUGUUUUCAAGAAUGGUGUCUGUACCGAUGACACCAUUUUAG